Molecule: messenger RNA, 3146 nt
Organism: Betta splendens (Siamese fighting fish)
Lineage: Eukaryota; Metazoa; Chordata; Actinopteri; Anabantiformes; Osphronemidae
Product: H-2 class II histocompatibility antigen, A-U alpha chain-like
Exons: 6
Coding region: 62-928 (288 amino acids)
Biological process (GO): immunoglobulin production involved in immunoglobulin-mediated immune response; positive regulation of T cell activation; immune response
Cellular component (GO): membrane; MHC class II protein complex
Molecular function (GO): MHC class II protein complex binding
Source: RefSeq, a predicted model, not a curated record
ACAGAACCUCCUCAUUCUUAAAUUUCACUAUCAGCUUUUCAACUACAGCAUUUCAUCUGAUAUGUUUUCAGUCCGUUGGAUACCUGUUUUACCUGACAACAUGUCUCAUGUUGUCAGCAGCUUUACUCUUCUGCUGGUUUUGGUUUUUACAACAGAAGGAGCUCUGUACGGUCAUUAUGUGGCUCGCUGCCAGUUUAGUUCCAAUGGUGGUAAUGAUCCUGUGUAUCUGGAGGAGUACGCCUUUAACAAAGUGUUGCUGAUGCAGUACAACAGCACUCUGGGUAUAGUGACUGGGUACACACAGGAGGCAAUAGAAGAAGCAGAUACUCUGAACAAAGAUACAAAAUUUAUGCCUUUUCAGCUAUGGAAAACAUACCUUUGCAGGAGCAAAGCCAUGGAGGUUUAUCACGGUCUUUUCAAUCCAGUUGAGCCCUACAUUAAAGUGAACAAGAGCAGCAAACAUCCAGGCGUUCUCAUUUGCAGCGUGUACAACUUUUAUCCCAAGCAAAUCAACGUAACAUGGUUGAGUGAUGGAAAGGAGAUAACAUCUGGUGUGACCUCUACUGAUGAGAAGUCCAAUGGGAAUUGGCUUUACCAGAUUCACUCACAUCUGGAGUAUAAACCCAGAGAUGGAGAGAAGAUCACCUGCAUGGUGGAGCACGCCAGCUUCAAGCAGCCCAAGCUUGUUGACUGGGAUCCUAUACCGGACCCAUGGACGUACGAGAAUACAUGUAUGCUCGCUGUUGGGAUAACAGGGUUCCUGCUGGGUGCGCUGCUUUCAGUUGCCGGGAUAAUUUACUAUCAAUAUAAACAAUCAAGAGUUCAUUCUCAGUCCCGUGAUGGUUCCAGACCUGCUCCUUCAGACAGACCAGACGACCCAGUAGUCCAAAAGUCUUCAAUGCUUCUCUCAGUACCAGAAGCAUCCUGAUCCACACUAAGGUUCAACAGAAAGUCAAACAUUGGUUAUGAAACAAAAACAUUUUUAUAUGAUUUCCCCUUUAUCCUACAUUUCCAAAGUGGAAUCAUUGUUAUACAAUGAAGACUUACUUGCACAAACAUUUUACAGUUCAUUUCACUUAAUUUCAUGUCUCCUGUUCUGACUGAUGCACCUAUAUUUUUAGCUCCUCUUUGUCCUUUGCUCUCCUCUUCCUCCAACCUGUUGGGCUGAAAUGCAGUUGACGUAACCUACUGUAAAUACAGUCACAUCAGAAACCAUUCAGAUCCUUUUGCACACCACUCUAAUUAUAAUGUUCGGUUAUAAUGAUUUAUUUUAUUACUUGUAAGUAAGCUGGUUAAACUAAAUUGUUGUCAAGCUAAUUAUUGGGAUUUUUCUUUUGAAACAGUAUAAAUAUGAGGCAUAUAAUAAUGUGAGGUUUUCUGACCAUGCAUUUACAGUAAAUCCUUUUUUGCACACAAACAAUAUGCAUUUAUUGGAGCCUCUGGUUUAAAUAUUGAGAAACAUUUCAAACUACAGUAUGAAGAAGGUAGCAACAACAAUUAUGGUCUGAUGCUUCCUCCAGCUCCCAUAUGAUAAAAGCCUUUAUAUGAUAAAAGCCCAAAUGAUAAAAGCCCUGAGGCUUGUGAGCCUCAGGGCUCACAAGCUCAAAAACUAACUAGAAGAGAAGUGAACCUGGCAAAGAACAGUAUGGACAGGACCCAAUGAAGCGCUGACGACAGCCUGGCGACAUUGUCAUAUAGCAGCAAACAAGUGGAUGAGGUAUAUGGGGUUUUCUCACAUUUAGUUAAAUGUGCAAAAGUCUUCUCGAUUUAGUUAAAUAUUCAAAAGUCUAAAUAUAAAUGUUAAAUGUAAAUGUAAAUGUAAAUGUUAAAUGUUAAAUAUUAAAUGUAAAUGUAAAUGUAAAUGUAAAUGUAAAUGUUAAAUGUAAAUGUAAAUGUAAAUGUAAAUGUUAAAUGUUAAAUGUUAAAUAUUAAAUGUAAAUGUAAAUGUAAAUGUAAAUGUUUGCCGAGUGUAAAACUGAAUAUUCAUGAUUGUGCAAGUAAACUCCACCCCUACCCUCAAACAGCUGAUCCCAGAUAAGUGACUCAGACUCAAACAAGUCAAACAGUACACAUAGCUCCGCCCACAUCUGACUCUGGAUCGGUGGAUGAGAAUACUGGAGCGAAGCCUGAAGUCGAUGCCAUCAUGGCCGCCAGCUCCGACUCCCUCCCCGUUGGAGGAGAUUGAACGGGCUGUAACGGCAGGUGUGCGGGCUGAGGCUCCGUUUCAAACUGCUGUUCUGUUGUAAACACCAUUAAUGGGGAGUUAAGUAGGUUUGAAUAGAAUAUUUCUGUGGCGCCGUGGAGAAUUAGUUAGCUAACUUUACUAGCUAGUCGAAGUUGCUUCCAUGCUAUAAACGGUUUCCAGGUCAGAUGUGGGCAGGGUUUGCUUGCACUGUUUGAGGUAUUUGAGUUUGCGUCACUGAUCUGAGACCAGCAUUACAAGCGCUAUUUGAGUGUAGGGGUUGCACAUUCAUGAAUAUUCAGUCUUACACUCUGAGCAUUAAACAUUUACAUUUAACAUUUACAUUUAGACUUCUGCACAUUUAACUAAAUGUGGAUAAACUAGUUAUAGGUGCUCCUUUUACAUGCGUCACCCCAUAGAGGUGGAGUAUUUGAGCAGAGCAGACGGGACAGCACAGGUGAGUGGAAGGAGUCGAACAGUCAAGCAAUGGGAGGAAGAGAGGAAGAUGAGGGAGGAGGUGUGGCCAGAGUGAGGGGCAGGAACAGGGAGUGUGUGUGUGAGGAGGGGGCGUCGUCAGGUGACAGAUCAGCACACAAAUUUACCUUCAGUUACAGUUCUGUGAAGCACAGAGCAGGUUCAGCAGCUAUUGGAUAUGUUCAUCAUCUGUUCUCAGACUGAGCUUCAUCACAGUAUAAGACCUGCUGUGACACGACUCAAUGCUCAGUGUUGAUUUGAUGACUAACAGCUCAGACAUGACACACACACUCAGACACUCCGCUGUUAUAAUCCUGCUCCUCAACAACUUCUAUUUCUCCGCACAAAUUCCCCAUGAAAUCGAUUAUCUUGUGGGCUGCUUUGUGAAUGGCACAACUGAGGUACACUUUGAAUUUGAUGCUGAGGAGAUGUUAUAUGUAGAUUUCUCUACAAAUGAAUUGAUAUACACUAUCCCAACCUUUAUUAAUCC